Scylla paramamosain (green mud crab) is the source of this 822-nucleotide messenger RNA. RefSeq lists its product as uncharacterized. The record is from RefSeq and is a predicted model, not a curated record. Bases 1 to 822 code for a protein of 273 amino acids. The transcript is spliced from 7 exons. NCBI's taxonomy places the organism in Eukaryota, Metazoa, Arthropoda, Malacostraca, Decapoda, Portunidae.
AUGCUGGCCGCCACUAUCACUUCACACCACCACACAACACAAACACUCAGCAGCAGCAGGUACAGCCGCAGCGGCCCGUAUACCACGGUGGCGCCACAAGCAGCACCAGGUAACACGGGCGACCCAGGUGGCUCCUGCGAACCUCCAGAGCGUGGCGGCGAGGGCGGCCCGCGGGAGGAGGGACAGGAGCAGGCCGCCGCGCGUGAUUACGACCUGACUACGCAUAUCUGCCCACCCACAUCGUGCCCUUACCUGCACCCACCUGACCCCCAGCAAGUACCCCACCAAGCACUGCCCCAGAACAAGCCACGUCGCCCCCUGGAGGUGAUGGAGACAGAACCUCAUAUACCCCAGUACAUCAGCCACAUCAACCCCAAAAACUUCCCACAGACCCCGGACACAGAAACACUCCUGCGCACCCCAAAAACCCUAAAAACACCGCAAGAUACACCCAGGGACACUCAAAAACACCCACAGAGUCCCAGAGAUCCUACAGUCCUGAGUCCCUUAGAGUGCCACCCCCCAGCCACUUCGGAGCCCAGCGGAGCCCCCACAGAGCUACACAGUCCCCCCUCAGAGACCACUAGAGCCACCCAGAGCCCUCGCAGACCCCCGACAGCCCCCGACAACCCCCCAGAGACCUCCACAACACCCCUGCAUCACUUGUCGGGCAGGGCGGCGCCUCGCGAGAUGGACAACCCCAAUCACACCCUCCCACACUGCUAUACCCUGGCUCGGUUCUCCCACACCUCCCACACCCAGACUACACCCACAACACCCCAGGAACACACUCAACGGGGCACCAACACCUUAUUUCAGUAG